Symbiodinium sp. CCMP2456 is the source of this 1260-nucleotide messenger RNA. The record is from the annotation of a GenBank genome assembly. Lineage: Eukaryota; Dinophyceae; Suessiales; Symbiodiniaceae.
AUGUUUACCUCCAGCGGCUGCCGCUACGCCGUGCUCGCCAUACUGGCCUUCGCGCCAUGCUGCAGCGCGGCAGCCAAUCAGUGCUGCAAGUAUAGCCCGACAGCGACGUUCGACACACUCGGCUUUUUCAGAAGCCUCCACAAAGAGCACGGUGUUAAUGCCUACUGCUUCUUUGGAGGACUCGUCGGUGCCAAGGACACCUAUGCUCUCACUUUCCUCAUUCAAAAGGUUCCUCCCUUCCUCUCCAUCGUGCCGGUCUACGAACUUGGUGGAGGCUUCAACACAAAGACAAUCCAAACGUACGACCUCGAUGCAAGCGUGACGGUCAGCGCGACCGUGGAAGGAGGCGAUGGGAAGAAGCCUUGGACCGCCCAGUCCUCGUCGCUGCUUACGGGCUUCGAGCUCUCCGUCUCCGCAGUCGGAGACAGCGCAGUUCCCGGACAGGCAGGUGUCGGGUACGACCUGAAGGUCCACUCCAAAAAGAAGGACUUCGACAUCGUGGUGCGCUUCAGGGACAUGAUGGGCGUGGUGCGCCAGGGCUUCGGGCCCGACGGCUUCUUGCCCAACUGGCUCUCAGAGGAGCAGAGAGAUGCGGCAAACUCCAAGUUCGGGGGGGCAGUCGACCGGUACUUGGCCGGGACGCCCAAUGCCACCCUGGAUUGUCAGGGUUCUUACUACUUUUCAAUGCCGCUCCUUCAGGUGGAGAGUUUCGAGAUUCAGCAGGCCGGGAAGGUCGUGGAUUCCGGAAAAUCGGGAAUGCUCUGGUCCGACUACGUCGUCCAGACCUACGACGACAAAGGCAAGGCACUCCUCAAGAACGUGAGCUGGCAAUUCUUCGCGCUGCAGUUUCCCGACGUCCGCUCCGCGAUGAUGAUCACAGCGGUGAACACAGCCGACGGUGUCUUUCAAGAAGCAAGCCUCUUCCAGGGAAGCGGCGACAACCGUACCACGUGGACGCUGGACAACGUCAAGAUCUCUCCGAGGGGACAGCCCUGGACGAGUCCGGCCAGCCACGACCGCUACUACCUCUCCUACGACGUGACCAUGAAGAACCCGGAUGCCCAGGUGUCGCUCGAGGUGGAGUGGCCUGAGCAGGAGGUGGGCCUGGGGAAGAUUUUCAAGUAUGAAGGCCUGGCUCGCGCCACUGCGCGCUGGCCGGGCGGAGGCUCCUCCCAUGGCACCGGCUGGGUGGAGCUUCAGCCGCUGGGUCCUGUCGAAGGCAGGUCCAGUGGCCGGCUGUCUUCUAUUCUUUUCACCUGA